AUGUUACAUUUUUCUUUAUCAAAUUUUAGAAUACUUGACGUUCAAAGAACUUUAUUAUCAAUAGAAUAUGAAAACUCUGAUAAUGAUAAAACUAAAUAUGAUGAACUAGUUAAUUUUUCUUUAGACAAAAAAUAUUUAAAAAAAAUAAUUGAAGAGUUAUAUUUGAAAGAUACAAGUAAAACAAGUGAUAUAGAUAAUAUAUGCGUUGAUGAUGAUGAUGACUUAAUAUCAGAAGAAGAUCCAAAAAAUAAUUAUUAA
Messenger RNA from Funneliformis mosseae, 258 nucleotides. Lineage: Eukaryota; Fungi; Glomeromycota; Glomeromycetes; Glomerales; Glomeraceae. The record is from the annotation of a GenBank genome assembly.